GGCCUUUACUUAAUUCCUUACGUAUCAUUUGCGUCUGUCUUCUCUAUUCUCUUGGUUCUUCUAAAUCCAGAUUAAGUCGGCGAUGGCGAAAGAGCUGGCGGAGAAAGCUAAAGAAGCUUUCCUAGACGACGACUUCGAUGUGGCUGUUGACUUGUACUCGAGAGCCAUUGACUUGGAUCCCAAUUGCGCCGAAUUCUUCGCGGAUCGUGCUCAGGCCAACAUCAAGGUCGGACGCUUUACCGAAGCUGUUGCAGAUGCAAACACAGCAAUAGAGCUGGAUCCAACACUCACAAAAGCAUACCUAAGAAAGGGCACUGCCUGUAUGAAGCUUGAAGAAUAUCGCACCGCUAAAACUGCCCUUGAAAAAGGUGCUUCCAUUGCGCCAAAUGAGCCAAAAUUUAAGAAGCUGAUCAAGGAAUGCAAUCUUCAGAUUGAAGAAGAAGACAAAGAUUUGGUUAAGUCAGUGUCACCGACUUUACCUUCUAGUUCAGUGCCAGCACCAGCAUCCAGUGUUUCCAAACCGAAAUACAGACAUGAGUUCUACCAGAAGCCAGAGGAAGUGGUGGUGACGAUUUUCGCGAAAGGGGUACCAAAACAAAACGUAAAUGUUGAGUUUGGCGAGCAGAUUCUGAGUGUUGUCAUAGAUGUUCCUGGGGAGGAUGGUUAUCAUUUCCAACCUAGAUUGUUCGGAAAGAUUAUACCAGAGAAGUGCAGAUACGAAGUAUUGUCAACUAAAGUAGAGAUCCGUCUCGCGAAAGCCGAUGUGAUCACCUGGACAUCCCUAGAAUACAGCAAAGCACCAGCGGUUGCAUUGAAACCAAACGUCGCAUCAGCCGCAAUUCAGAGACCGGCAUACCCGUCUUCUAAGGCGAUAAAAGACUGGGACAAGCUGGAAGCCGAAGUUAAGAAAGAGGAGAAGGAAGAGAAGCUGGACGGGGACGCGGCCCUGAACAAGUUUUUCCGUGAGAUCUACCAGGGUGCUGACGAGGACAUGAGGCGAGCCAUGAGCAAAUCCUUUGUGGAGUCGAACGGCACGGUGCUGUCGACGAACUGGAAAGAGGUGGGAACGAAGAAGGUGGAGAGCACUCCUCCUGACGGCAUGGAGCUCCGCAAAUGGGAGUAUUGAUAAUCAGCUCAUUUCCAACUCUGCUAGUGAUUUAUCCACUCUUUUCAGUUUCUGUAAUGAGUUUGAACUUUGAUUUCCAAGUCUGUGAGCGAUCUUUUUUGUUGUUGUCCCGAACCAUUUUUUUUAAAACCAAAUUGACAACCCUUUUGUGUAAUGAAUGCUGCUUUCAUGGCCGUUUGGCCUUUGUGUUU
This is a messenger RNA of Tarenaya hassleriana, 1317 nucleotides long. Its product is annotated as protein SGT1 homolog A-like. Gene Ontology annotation, molecular function: protein-folding chaperone binding. Bases 83 to 1126 code for a protein of 347 amino acids. Gene Ontology annotation, biological process: protein stabilization; defense response to fungus. The transcript has 10 exons. Lineage: Eukaryota; Viridiplantae; Streptophyta; Magnoliopsida; Brassicales; Cleomaceae. Gene Ontology annotation, cellular component: cytoplasm; nucleus. The record is from RefSeq and is a predicted model, not a curated record.